GCUGAACAACAGUGACAGUCAGAUUUUGGCUUGGCAGAAUCUGGCAAAGAGUAGAAGACAGGCGGUGCGGGGGGCAGCCUACAUGUUUAAUCCAGAACCGUAUAGCCUUACUGCAGUGGAAGAGCGUUUCCUCGAUGCAGCUGAAUAUGGAAACAUCCCAGUGGUACGCAGAAUGUUGGAGGAGAUGCCUGAUCUUAAUGUGAACAGUGUGGACUACAUGGGCCAGAAUGCACUGCAGCUGGCUGUGGCCAAUGAGCAUCUGGAGGUCACAGAGCUGCUGCUGAAGAAACACAAUCUUGCUCGAAUUGGCGAUGCCCUAUUGCUGGCCAUAAGCAAAGGUUACAUCAGGAUUGUGGAGGCCAUCUUGAACCACCCAGCCUUUUCUGAUGGUCACAGACUGACUGUAAGCCCCAGUCAGGUUGCAAUGCUGGACGACUUCUUUGCCUAUGACGAGGAUGGCACACGCUUCUCCCAUGACAUCACUCCAAUUAUCCUCGCUGCCCACUGCCACGAGUAUGAGAUAGUACACACACUCCUAAGGAAGGGGGCCCGCAUUGAGCAACCUCAUGACUACUUCUGUGACUGCGACACCUGUAACUACCACCAGAAGUAUGACUCCUUCAGUCACUCCCGCUCACGCAUUAACGCCUAUAAAGGCCUGGCCAGCCCUGCUUACCUCUCUCUGUCCAAUGAGGACCCGGUACUGGCAGCUCUGGAGCUCAGCAAUGAACUUGCCACCUUGGCCAACAUUGAGAAAGAGUUCAAGAAUGAUUACACAAGAUUAUCUAUUCAGUGCAAAGACUUUGUUGUGGGGCUCCUUGACUUGUGCCGGAGCACUGAGGAAGUGGAGGCCAUUUUGAAUGGAGAAGUUGAUGAAAGUGAUGAGGUACCUGGGCGACCAAGCCUCAUCAGACUAAAACUGGCAUUAAAAUAUGAACUGAAAAAGUUUGUCGCCCAUCCAAACUGUCAGCAGCAGCUCCUAUCCAUCUGGUAUGAGAAUGUCUCUGGACUUAGGCAGCAGACAACAGCAAUUAUGGUAUUGGUUGUUCUAGCUGUUGCAAUUGGUCUGCCAGCCCUGGCCAUGGUGUAUUGGAUCGUACCAUGCAGUAAGUUGGGGAGGAUUAUGCGUGGUCCUUUUCUGAAAUUUGUAGCUCAUGCAGCAUCCUUUACAACGUUCCUCGGCCUUCUUGUGCUAAAUGCAGCAGACCGCUUUGAUGGGACGAAACUCUUGCCAAACAUGACGAUCCAUGAUCGCCCCACCCAGUUGUUUCGAAUGAAAACAACCCCUUUCACUUGGAUGGAAAUACUUAUCAUUUCCUGGGUCGUAGGAAUGAUCUGGGCUGAGUGCAAAGAGAUUUGGUCUCAGGGACCCAGAGAGUAUCUAUUUGAGCCAUGGAACAUGUUGGAUUUUGGAAUGCUGGCCAUCUUUGUGGCAUCAUUUAUUGCACGCUUUAUGGCAUUCUGGCACGCAUACUCGGCACAGAGCUACGUUGAUAUCCACUACAACCAUUACUCUGAUUUGACUAAUGUAACUCUGCCUGCAGAGAUCGAAUAUUUCCAACUGGCUCGCAUUGACUGGUUACCCUCCGACCCUCAGAUCGUCUCCGAGGCACUGUAUGCCAUUGCAGUGGUUCUGAGUUUCUCAAGAAUCGCUUACAUCCUCCCAGCCAAUGAGAGCUUUGGACCUCUGCAGAUCUCCUUAGGAAGAACAGUGAAAGACAUCUUCAAGUUCAUGGUGAUAUUCAUUCUGGUAUUCUUAGCAUUCAUGAUUGGCAUGUUCAAUCUCUACUCGUAUUACCUUGGAGCCAAACAAAAUGAAGCCUUCACUACUGUGGAGGAAAGCUUUAAAACCUUAUUUUGGGCAAUAUUUGGACUAUCAGAAGUCAAGUCUGUCAUUGUCAACAAUGGGCAUAAGUUUAUUGAGAACACUGGCUAUGUUCUCUAUGGAGUAUACAACGUCACCAUGGUGAUAGUUUUACUGAACAUGCUCAUUGCAAUGAUCAACAGUUCAUAUCAAGAAAUUGCGGAUGAUGCAGAUGUGGAGUGGAAGUUUGCCCGUGCCAAACUUUGGUUUACCUACUUUGAGACGGGCAGAACUCUUCCAGUUCCUUUUAACCUGGUGCCAAGCCCAAAGUCUGUGGUCACGCUGUUCACGGGGAUAAAGACACUACUGCUUGCCUUGAUUCACAGGCAAUGGACCAUGGAGAAGGCCGAAACGGAGCUGAAUGAGCUAAGUGAAAGAAGCAAACCCCCUAGAGAUCCAAGCCCACAGCGUCCAAGCCGAUAUCAGAAGAUCAUGAAGCGCCUGAUCAAGCGUUAUAUUAUCAAAGCACAAUGCGAUAAAGAGAGUGAUGAAGUCAAUGAAGGGGAGCUGAAGGAAAUCAAACAGGACAUUUCUAGCUUGCGUUUUGAGUUGCUGGAGGAGAAAUCUCACAAUUUGGAGGACCUUGCGAAGCUUAUCAGGCGUCUGGAAGACAAAUUGUGAUGUCUACGUAUGAACUGUUAUGACUUUGUGUACAACAGCCAACUCCUGGAAAUGUGGCGUGGUGUGGCGCGAGGACAAGUGCCAAUUUCAAAUGAAAAUGUUUCCAUGGACUAAUUUUUGCUGUAGUGGCCAUCUGCCUCGAAGUGCCUUGAGGACAUACUGGUUUGUGCAUCUAAAAUGUCAUGCCUCUCUCCCCUUUUAUUUAAGGGUAGCAAUACAUAUGCAUGUGUGAACAAAAAAUAUUUUUUAUCGGCCACAAGAGAAAACUGGAUUUUACAGUUAUUUUAUAGUUUACACUAUCGUUUAUAAAUAUUAAUAAUGUGACCAGCACAAUCAGACUGCAAAUACAGUCUGAUUCAUACAGUCUAUUUAUACAAAGUAGCCUAUAUCCAGUGAAAUGUCUAGAUCCAAGCUGUUUACAGAUAUCCUUUAUUAACAUAUUAAUAUUUUAAGUAUGUAAAUGAAAUUAAGAAAUAUUUCUGAUACUUGAUACUUGCAACAUAUUUAUGCACAUGGUAUUAUUAGUUUUAUUUAGAAUUAUCACUAUUUUUAUGUAUAUCACAUCUCCAUCCUUUUGUGGAGGUGGUUUGGUCUUAUCUGUGGAUUACUUAGCACAUUAAACCACAUCUAAAUAAAGACUGGCUUUGUUUUCCA
Alosa alosa (allis shad) is the source of this 3139-nucleotide messenger RNA. It is a transcript of the gene trpc6a, whose product is annotated as transient receptor potential cation channel, subfamily C, member 6a. Gene Ontology annotation, cellular component: membrane; cation channel complex. Gene Ontology annotation, molecular function: inositol 1,4,5 trisphosphate binding; protein binding; store-operated calcium channel activity. Gene Ontology annotation, biological process: calcium ion transmembrane transport; manganese ion transport; regulation of cytosolic calcium ion concentration. The record is from RefSeq and is a predicted model, not a curated record. Lineage: Eukaryota; Metazoa; Chordata; Actinopteri; Clupeiformes; Clupeidae.